Messenger RNA from Falco peregrinus (peregrine falcon), 569 nucleotides. RefSeq names its product mitochondrial ribosomal protein L51 (gene MRPL51). Gene Ontology annotation, cellular component: mitochondrial large ribosomal subunit. The record is from RefSeq and is a predicted model, not a curated record. Gene Ontology annotation, biological process: translation. Gene Ontology annotation, molecular function: structural constituent of ribosome. Bases 40 to 495 code for a protein of 151 amino acids. NCBI's taxonomy places the organism in Eukaryota, Metazoa, Chordata, Aves, Falconiformes, Falconidae. The transcript is spliced from 2 exons.
CCACAGCGGCCGGAAGAGGCGGUCCCCGGGGUCACCGCGAUGGCGGCGGUGCUGCAGGCUGCCGGGCGAGACCUGCUGGGCCGGGCCGCCUCCCUGCUCCGCGCCGAGCGCAGGAUCAGCGGCAGCGGCGGGGCGCGCUGCGGCCCUGUACGGCCCGGUCUCCCCGUGCCCAUCUCCUCGCCCCUGGCAGGGUUCACCCGGCCCAUCCGCAUCAAGGAGCCGCCGAAGCCCAAGCAGGUGGAUCGGUGGACGGAAAAACGGGCUUUGUUCGGGGUCUACGACAACGUGGGGAUACUGGGCGGCUUCCACAUCCACCCGAAGAACCUCAUCCAGGGGCCCAGAUGGCUGCGAGGCUGGCGGGGUAAUGAGCUGCAGAGGUGCAUCCGCAAGAAGCAGGUGGUGGGAGAUCGGAUGUUUAUAGACGACUAUCACAAUCUUAACAAAAGGAUCCGCUACUUGUACAAGCGCUUCAAUCGCACCGGGAAGCACCGCUAGGAGCAGCUGUGGGCUUGGCAUAUGGAGUGUGGUUUUGCGGCAUCACGGUCAGAAUAAAGCCAGUUUUCACACGG